CCUUCCUCCCCGUCCGAUCUGCAUCCGGCAGCAGCACAUAUGCACUCUCCAAUUCUUCAUCCAACGCAGCUCUAUCGAUCCACUUCGAUUUUUCCACCCCUCACCUUCAUCAUCUUGUACUCAUAAUCAAUCAUCUUGGUUCAUCUGAUCCUUGUGAAAACCUGGUAUUUACGGGUGCUGUUGGAUAGCGACGUCUCAGCCACGGUUAUCCCAUUUGUUGCAUUCAUGGAUCGAUGACGACGUUGCGUUGUUUGACUGACAUCGUUUCGAUCGUAAUGAUUGCUACUGAACCGGGCCGAUGCACGACCUGGAACCGCCACCGUUGUGGCAGCACGCCUCAGCUGUUGAGAUCAGUGGAUCGUGCGUUGGAGCCCUGCGGUCUAAUGUCUCGGAGCCCAACCAUCGCCCGGCCGCACGAGAACAAAUCGUUGCUAUCUAAGUAACGCUUGGAAUGGCAAGUGCAUUGGAGACCCUCUGCGGGCAGUCUUACGGCGCAAAACAGUACCACAUGCUGGGCAUUUAUCUGCAAAGAUCUUGGAUCGUCUUGUGCUCAUGUGCCUUCUUGUUGACGCCCGUCUUCAUUUUUACGACUCCGCUACUAAAGCUUAUUGGCCAAGAGGAAUCCAUCGCAGAGAUGGCUGGCACCGUGGCACAUUGGUUCAUUCCUGUCUUCUUCUCCUUUGUAUGGGGAUUCACACUUCAGAUGUAUCUCCAGGCGCAAAGCAAGAACGUCAUCAUCACAUAUUUGGCAGUCGCAACGCUCACUCUGCAUAUCUUCCUCUCAUGGUUUAUGGUUACGAAGCUUAACUUGGGACUUGCCGGCGUAAUGGGCUCGAUGAUCCUUGCAAUGUGGAUUCCUGUACUGGGUCAGCUUGCAUUUGUGUUUUUUGGAGGCUGCCCCGAAACUUGGACAGGUUUCUCUUUCAGUGCAUUCUUGGACCUUUGGGCGAUUGUUAAGCUCUCUCUAUCCUCCGGCGUCAUGCUUUGCUUGGAACUCUGGUACAACACCAUCUUGGUCCUCCUCACAGGUUAUAUGAAGAAUGCUGAGGUUGCCAUAGAUGCUCUUUCCAUCUGCCUCAACAUUAAUGGAUGGGAGAUGAUGAUAUCUGUUGGUUUCUUGUCAGCAGCAGGAGUUCGAGUGGCAAAUGAACUGGGCGCAGGGAGUGCCAAAGCGGCAAAGUUCGCUAUAGUCAAUGUGGUCAUCACAUCAUUUGUCAUUGGAUUUGUGUUCUUCCUGUUCUUUCUCAUUUUCCGAGGUAGACUUGCUUAUAUAUUCACCGAUGAUGCUGAAGUAGCUGGAGCAGUCGCUGACCUUUCUCCGCUGCUGGCCUUCUCCAUUUUGCUGAACAGCAUUCAACCUGUAAUUUCAGGUGUUGCCAUUGGUGCGGGCUGGCAAGGCAUGGUGGCUUUUGUAAACAUAGGAUGCUACUACUUGAUCGGCUUACCUUUGGGAAUUGUGCUUGGUUAUGCCUUUGAUAUGCAUGUCAAGGGGAUUUGGAUUGGAAUGUUGAUUGGAACAUGCAUCCAAACUAUAGUGCUUAUCUACAUUACUUGGAGGACUAACUGGGAUCAGCAGGUGCUAAUUGCUAAAGAUCGCCUCAGCAAAUGGUACAUGGAUAAAUCGAGGAAUUCGAACGAUGCUCGCGGAUCUGCAUGAUUCUGUUUUCUUUUAUUGCGUUCAUGAGGAACAAGGAGGAGAAGAAUUUGAGAUUUCUUUUGGUGGCAUGUUUGAUCAUCACAAAGCAAGUCUUCAUCCACCGGAACUCGAGCAAAUAAUGCUUGUUAUGCUAUUGAUGCAAAAAAUUGAUCUCCUAGAACAUUUUCACUGUAGAAAAGGAAUUAAGCAUUAAAAUCAUCAUUCAAAAUUUUAAUAUCAAAAUAUAAAAUUAAAUAAUAAUAAAUUCAAAUUUAUGAUGUGUAA
Molecule: messenger RNA, 1921 nt
Organism: Musa acuminata AAA Group (dessert banana)
Lineage: Eukaryota; Viridiplantae; Streptophyta; Magnoliopsida; Zingiberales; Musaceae
Product: protein DETOXIFICATION 21-like
Exons: 8
Coding region: 452-1657 (401 amino acids)
Biological process (GO): xenobiotic detoxification by transmembrane export across the plasma membrane
Cellular component (GO): membrane
Molecular function (GO): xenobiotic transmembrane transporter activity; antiporter activity
Source: RefSeq, a predicted model, not a curated record